Molecule: messenger RNA, 3722 nt
Organism: Anolis carolinensis (green anole)
Lineage: Eukaryota; Metazoa; Chordata; Lepidosauria; Squamata; Anolidae
Gene: znf710
Product: zinc finger protein 710
Exons: 6
Coding region: 1165-3180 (671 amino acids)
Biological process (GO): regulation of transcription by RNA polymerase II
Molecular function (GO): RNA polymerase II cis-regulatory region sequence-specific DNA binding; DNA-binding transcription factor activity, RNA polymerase II-specific
Source: RefSeq, a predicted model, not a curated record
CUCACAACCUCUGCGGAUGCCUGCCAUAGAUGUGGGUGAAACAUCAGGAAAGAAUGCUUCUGGAACAUGGCCAUACUUAAAGUGGAAUUCUUCUCUCCAUUGCUGGGGAAGUCUAUAUAGGCCACCUUGGACUGAGCACUUUGCUUUUUGCUCCAGUCUUAUAAAAAAAUUCACACUUUUGUUAUUUGCAUUGGGUUUGCCUUGAGUUCUUUCUCCCUUAAUGGAAGCAAAGGAAGCACUGCAAGGAAAUUGUGCUGGAUACUUGAGUUUGGAUGCUCCCUUCUCGGUAUCUUAAUAGCUGAGGCGUCGUAUGCCUUAGCAUCCCUUCUGGGUCUUGAAAUGCUUUGCCUGAUAUCUCGGUUACCUUCCAUUCUUGUCCACUCUCCAUGCAAAAAAAAGGUGCUGUCAUGAUAGGCAGGUUUGCAAAAAAGUUAACAGUUGAUAUAGAUCUUGGGGAUGACCUCUCCAAUGACAAUGGUAUUUAAGAAUUCAGAAGUUCCUAAUGGCGGGGUAGACAAUGGAGAUUUUUUUCAGAAAUGCGUCAGUUGUUCAUGCGCCAUCCCCAGUUGAAAUUGGGGUUUUUUUUGGUCUGUUGUUUAAUUCCUUUUCAAUUCAACUGCAAGUUCUUCUUCUGUGAAUGUUGUUUCUUACUCAUAAUGGCCAAGUCUGCGCUGAGAGCAGGACUUCUCUGUCCUGCCCAGAUGGAUCACAGCAAGCAGGAAGGGACUUGGCCAAAGUAGACCAGGCACAGAGGCACCUUCGACUCAAUGGGGCUUUACCGCUCCCUUUGGAGGAGCAUCUGUAACUCUUCAAGCUUCAUUUGUAUGGCAGUAGAAAAGGUUGUUUGGAGAGGGUACUCCAUGGUGUGCGCAAAAGAGGAAUGCCCCAUGGAAAGAUCAGUUCUCCUAGAUCAAGGUAGCCCAGGAUUCCAUCUUGCUUGUGAUGCUAUCCCGAUGCCAGCCAUUGUGCAAUGUACAGUGGAAGAGCCUCCGGUUGACAUUUGUCCUACAAGCGCUGCCCCAUUUUGAGUUGUGAUGAUGGCCACUGUUGACAUUCCCUUCUCAGAGCACAGCCAACCACCCCACUAACGCCGCUGCUGCUGCUGUGUCGUGAAGCCCUUGUGCUGCGUGACAGGCCUUGGCGCCACGCUUGAUGCUGUGAAGCAUGGACCGCUUUGCCAGCUCUGGGACACAGACGGAGGCCGUGGUGGUGCUCUCUCUGGCCCAGGCGGCCGUCCUGGGCCUGGUCGCGGAAAAUGAAGUCUUUGGCGCCACCACAGUCAGCCCUGGAGGCCUCUUCUCGGGCUUCACAAACAAGAUCGACAGCCCCACAGUGACAGCUGCCGUACCGCCAAGGCAGCCAGAGGGCAUCCGGUUGCUGGAGAAUGGAAGUCACGGUCCGCCGGCAGUGGCAGGAAGCCCCGAGGAGGAGGAGGGUCUGGAGGCCGAUGCCUCCUCCUUCGGGAGGCAGGCGCGGAGGAGGAAGCGGCCCCCUGUGAGGCUGGUGCCCAAGGUGAAGCACGAGAAGGGGGAGGCCGCCGGGCAGGAGGAGGAGGAAGAGGCCGGCUACGAGGGGCCCGCCCCCGGCGAAGAGCACCAAGAGCAGCUGGAGACUCAGCACACCUGUGAGCAGACGGUCCAGAGCAGCGCCACCAGGAUGAUCGACCUCAGCGCCUUUGGCAGGAGGCCUCGGCGGCUCCGGCACCUGCGGAGACAUGGGCCGGAAGGGCUGUCCUUGGGAGGAGGGGGCUACGAGGAGAGGCUCCCCAGCCCCAUGCAGCCCAGGGCUGAGGAACCCCCCUUUGCCAGGGACUGUGGCUUCCAGGCGGGCGCCCUGUGUGUGCCCUCGCUGCCCGUUCCCCCCUUGAGACACCACCGUGUUGCGCAGCCUCCCCCUCCUCCUCUGGAGCAUCCGGGCAAGCGCGAGGCAGGCUUCGUGUGGCAGGAGCCGCAGGACUUUGAGGCGGAGAGCUACGGCGGGGAGCAGAGCAAGAAGAUGCAGCUGGACCGGCUGGACAUCAAUGUGCAGAUCGACGACUCGUACUUGGUGGAGAAGCGUUGGCAGUGCCGCCUCUGCGAGAAGUCCUACACCUCCAAGUACAACCUGGUGACGCACAUUCUGGGUCACAACGGCAUCAAGCCCCACUCGUGUCCGCACUGCGGGAAGCUCUUCAAGCAGCCCAGCCACCUGCAGACCCACCUGCUGACCCACCAGGGCACCCGGCCCCACAAGUGCCAGGUCUGCCACAAAGCCUUCACCCAGACCAGCCACCUCAAGCGCCACAUGCUGCUCCACUCAGACAUCAAGCCCUACAGCUGCCGCUUCUGUGGCCGUGGCUUUGCCUACCCCAGCGAGCUCCGGGCCCACGAGGGGAAGCACCAGAGUGGGCGAUGCCACGUCUGUGUGGAGUGUGGCCUGGACUUCUCCUCCCUGGCCCAGCUCAAGCGCCACCUGGGCACCCACCAGGGCCCCACGCUCUUCCCCUGCCCCGAGUGCAACAAGGCCUUCCACUACCGCAGCCAGCUCCAGAACCACCUGCUCAAGCACCAGAAUGUCCGGCCCUUCGUCUGCACUGAGUGCGGCAUGGAGUUCAGCCAGAUCCACCACCUCAAGCAGCACGCCCUGACCCACAAGGGCGUGAAGGAGUUCAAGUGUGAAGUCUGCGGGCGGGAAUUUACGCUGCAGGCCAACAUGAAGCGGCACAUGCUGAUCCACACCAGCGUGCGCCCCUACCAGUGCCACAUCUGCUUCAAGACCUUUGUGCAGAAGCAGACGCUGAAGACGCACAUGAUCGUCCACUCACCGGUCAAGCCCUUCAAGUGCAAGGUCUGUGGGAAGUCCUUCAACCGCAUGUACAACCUGCUGGGCCACAUGCACCUCCACGCAGGCAGCAAGCCCUUCAAGUGCCCUUACUGUUCCAGCAAGUUCAACCUGAAGGGGAACCUCAGCCGCCACAUGAAGGUCAAGCACGGCGUGAUGGACAUCAACCUGGACAACCAAGAUCCUCUGCUGGAGCUGGCGGGCAAUGAGCAGGCGGAGAUGGACCACCACCGGCAGCGGGAGAUGGAGGACUACGAGGAGGAGAACGCAUACAACUACAGGGGGGUGGGGAACGCCACGGACACCUCUGCCUUGGCAGAACAAGCCAUGAAGGAGAUGGCCUACUACAACAUGUUGUAGCGGAAGGAAUGUCCAAGGAGGAGAGAGACAGGCAGGUAUCUUCCUUACCCCUCCGACUGGGUUCUAGUGGGGAAGCAGGGGCCGCACCUCUCUCUGGUGGCUACUCUUGACCUCUGGGAGCCUCGGCCCCCUUUCCCUCCGCUCAGCGCUGCUCCGCUGGGCUGGUCCCACGUUCCCUGCCAUCCCUCCUUCCGUGAGGGGAUAGAAGUGCCCCUCGCCUCACUCUACCUCCUACCAGACUGGCAAAGGGGAUGGUGGUGGAGAUGGAGCAGGCGCCUGUCUGCGCAUUGCGGAGCCAGGCAGGAGGUUGGGUGGCCUGCCCUUCCCUGUUUCCUCGGGUCGGUGGGAGAAGCCAGAGCCCAGCGACACCAGACAGGCCACUUAAUUGCCCACCUUCCUGGCAGAGAGCUAGAGAGCAGCCCUGUUAAAUUAUUACAUGGACUCCCACAGAGGAUUGUACCACUUGUGCAUAGAUCUACUGUGUUUUAUUUUCCUGUUCUGACGGCGUUCAGCAAUAAACGAAUUAUCCUUUGACAGAAGAA